This is a messenger RNA of Triticum turgidum subsp. durum (durum wheat), 3273 nucleotides long. Lineage: Eukaryota; Viridiplantae; Streptophyta; Magnoliopsida; Poales; Poaceae. The record is from the annotation of a GenBank genome assembly.
AUGGCUUCAAUUGGCUGGGUUAUUAUUGCGGUGCUUUCUGCACUAGCCACCUCCGGCGCCCACGGUGAUGGUAACCUCACUUUCGUCUGCCAGCCAGAUCAGGCUGCAAGCCUCCUCCAGCUAAAGAAAUCCUUCUCGUUCUUCCACUACCCCAGCGCCCUUGAGUCAUGGCAGGAUGGCAUUGACUGUUGUCUUUGGGAAGGUGUUGGCUGCAGCAACUCCUCAGGCCAUGUCACCGCUCUGGAACUCAGUGGGCGUGGCUUGUACAGUCAAGGCAUUGACCCUGCAAUCUUCAACCUCACCUCGCUCCAACCACUCGACCUUAGCAUGAAUUAUUUUGGCGAGUAUAGUCUCAUCCAAUUCAGGUUUGAGAGGCUGCCCUUGCUCACCCACCUCAACCUCUCCCAUUUAGGUUUUCAAGGCCAGAUACCUAUUCGAAUUGGCGGACUUACCAAUCUUAUCUCCUUGGAUCUUUCUUCUAAUUAUGAUCUUGAGUAUGUUUACACUGAUCCCAACUUCCAGAUCCUUGUGGCCAACCUCAACAAUCUGAGAGAGCUCUACCUUGAUGGAGUGGAUAUGUCUAGCAGCGGAGAAUGGUGCCAUGCUCUUGCUAAAUCUCUUCCCCGUCUCCAAGUUCUUAGCUUGAGUUAUUAUAAGCUCGUCGGUCCUAUCUGUCCAUCCCUCUCAAACCUCCACUCCCUAACUGUGAUCAACCUCGAGGGAAACUUCGGUAUACCUACGGUUGUGGCUCCUUUUCCAGAGUUUUUCAUGGAUCUUCUCAAUUUAAGUGUGCUCCGACUUGCUGCGACAAAUCUCCAAGUUGGCAAACUCAAGAGCUUGAGAAGGCUAUCAAUCAAUGAGUGCAUCUUCACUAGGUCAGCGCUAUCAACAUUUGGUAAUCUAGUAGGCUUGACAAGCUUGGAGGUCUUCUCUUGCCACUUUAAUGGCCCAAUACCAUCCGCAAUUGGCAACCUGACAGAGUUGAAAAGCUUGAAUAUCAACAACUGUGAUUUCUUAGGGCCAGUACCAUCUUCAAUUGGCAAGCUCAUGAACCUGAGAAGCUUGGAAAUAUUUGGUGUUUACAACGAUAUUGGACCAAUGCCAUCUGCAGUAGGCAAUCUUAGUAACUUGGAGAGUUUGAAAAUAUUUGCAACCAAGUUUUCUGGACCAAUACCCUAUGCGGUUGGGCUACUCAAGAAGUUAACAUCACUAGAUAUUCGAAUGUCUGGCUUUUCUGGAAGCAUACCAAAUUCAAUAUCUAAUUUGACUCGCCUAAUUGUGUUAGAUCUUUCAUUAAAUGAUCUCAGUGGGGAACUUCCAGUAUCAAUUUUCACUAUUCCGACAUUGCAACGCCUAGAUAUUUUCUCAAGCCAAAUAUUUGGCUCUAUACAAGAUAUCAACGUGACAUAUUCACAUUUGGUAUCAGUGGAUCUAAGCAGAAAUAACUUGAUGGGAAAUAUUCCUGAGACAUUCUUUCAGCUCACAAGUUUGGCUUAUCUUGAUAUUGGCUGGAAUAACUUGAUGGGAAAUAUUCCCGAGUCAUUCUUUCAGCUCACAAGUUUGGCUUAUCUUGAUAUUUGCUCGAAUAACUUAAUGGGUUCGGUGGAUCUUUCCUCGUUUUGGAGGUUACAAAAUCUCGUCCAUUUGGGUCUUUCCAACAACAAUCUAUCAGUUACAGACAUAUAUGGAGAAGGUAAAAACUCUCUUUGUACCUAUCUCCCUCGAGUAACCUGGUUGGAACUAGCAAGAUGCAAUUUAACAAGAUUCCCAUGUUCAUUGGCACCCCUUAAUCAAAUGUCCUACUUGGACUUGUCAUGCAAUAGAAUCAGUAGUGCUAUUCCAAAGUGGAUAUGGGAAACAUGGAACAGUAGCCUUAGAUAUUUGAAUCUUUCACAUAACAUGUUCAGCAUUACGCAACAUCCUUCUUCUGUUCUCCCUUUCUAUAAGUUGGGUGCUCUAGAUCUCAGUUCCAACCAACUUCAGGGGAAGAUUCCUAUGCCAAGCCCGCCAGCAUUUUUCUUGGAUUAUUCAAACAACAAUUUCUCUUCGGUACCUCCAAACUUCACUCUAUAUCUUGGCUUUCAAUUCAAGAUUUCCAAAAACAAUAUUAGUGGACACAUACCAAACUCAAUUUGUAAUUCACGUACUAGUGUCCUUGACCUAUCAUUUAACAGCUUCAGUGGAUGGAUACCACACUGUCUAAUAGAAGAAGGUUCCAUGAGUGUGUUGAGUUUGAGGGAGAAUCAAUUUGAAGGUGUGUUGCCUAACAUUAUCAAAGACCAAUGUGUGCUUCAGAUAUUAGACUUGAACAACAAUAAAUUUGAAGGGCAGCUUCCAAAGACACUUACCAAGUGCUUGCAGCUAGAGUUCCUUGACAUAGGAAACAAUCACAUGGUAGGUACCUUUCCAUCAUGGCUGGGGGUACUCUCCGGACUUCGUGUGCUUGUCUUGAGAUCCAACCGAUUCUAUGGCUCAAUGGGUGGUGAUCUUCACAGCGAUGAAAAAUCUGGAGAAUACUUCUUUAACUUGCAGAUUCUUGAUGUUGCCUCAAACAAUUUCUUCGGCAAUUUGAGUCCAGAAUGGUUUGAUGGGUUGAAAUCAAUGAUGAAUGAGUUGAAUACUACAGGUGAUAUUCUCGGGGAUAAUAAUUCAUCUGAUUCUGGGAUGCAAGCAGGAGCUUCAUAUCAGGAUACUGUUACUAUAUAUUACAAAAGCGUCUACGGGACAUUUGAUAAGGUCUUGACUACAUUAACAGUAAUUGACCUGUCAAAUAAUUCAUUUGAUGGCACCAUUCCUGAAUCGCUUGGGAGACUUACUUCGUUACAUGUACUAAACAUGUCAGGCAAUGCCUUCACCGGUGAUAUUCCGCAGGAAUUUGGCAGGAUGACUCAACUAGAAUCAUUAGAUCUGUCUCAAAACCAGCUUUCUGGUGAUAUUCCGGAUGCGCUAACAAAUCUCACCUUUCUUGGUAUCUUGAACUUGUCCAACAAUCAGUUGGUGGGAAGGAUACCUCGGUCAGGUCAAUUUGCAACUUUCCAAAAUAAUUCAUUUGAAGGGAAUCUGGGGCUGUGUGGACUGCCAUUGUCCAACCCAUGCGGCAUUCGACCCGCUCCUCCAAGUGUGGCGCAUGGGGAGAAGUCCUCUCAUGUGGAUGUCAUCUUGUUUCUCUUCGUCGGGCUGGGGUUUGGUAUCGGAUUUGCAGCUGCCAUCCUCAUGAGAUGGGGUCAGAUUGGCAAAUGGUUUGUGAAAUCUGCAAGAGCUUUGAGGACUUGA